AUCGCCUCUGGGUACUUGGAACUUGUGAUCCUGAAUCCUCGGACGCAUAUCAAUACGAAGCAAUCGGUUUCUGUCUAUGACUCGACUGUCGGUGAAACGAAACGGAUCGUCAAGUGAUCUAAGUCGGAAAACGAAACCAUGGAGGCUUUAUAAACCCACAGCAACAGCUGAUGUGGAGGAAACAAGUUUCUCACCGAGUCGUACACAUUCAUCAUACUGCUCUUCAAAGACUUUAACCAGACAGUUGGUCAUGGACAUCACAAUCACUCUUCUUAACGGGGAGUCUCACCCUCUCACCGUGGCUCCAGGGACCACCGUGGGCUCGCUGAAAGACCUCCUCUCUCAAAGGUCUCGACUCUCUCCGGAGAGUCAGAAGCUUUUCUACGACAACGACGGGGAGAAAAUAAUUCUCGACGAUACCAUGUCAUCUCUGAGUGCCUAUGGCGUGUCACCCGGUGCCAAUAUCUUCGUGCUGGCCAAGGAGCCCGCUAAUAUCCAAGUGUUCCUGACAACGGUGAGCGGCCAGAUUCACACCUACACCGUCCGACCUGGGGAGACGGUGGCGGGCUUCAAGCUCAAGGUGAAACAGCGGGAGAAGGUGGCCGAGGACCAACAAAGGCUGAUGCAUGAAUCCAAGCAGAUGGACGACGGAAGUCGUACACUGGAGUCCUAUAAUGUGAAAGAGGGCAGCACCAUCUACCUUAACGGACGGCUGAGAGGCGGCUAGGACUCGAGAGGAGAGGACUCAAAAAGAGUGAUGAUUUGCACGAAUGUGAUUGCUGAAUCCCUUAUUCUUUGUUGAGAUUAUUUAACCUCAGAAUGCAUACAUGUUCACCCACAGUUACAUUAAAUGCACUUAACUGCCUGAAGUUCACCAUAUUUGUAUAAAAAAAAAUAUAUGCUGAGUUUUAGCUAGACCAUUAUGCUAUAGUUGUAUCUGGCACUGUUUAUGCCACUUUAAUGAUUCCACUGUCAAUUGAAUAUCUGAACUCAUGUAAUAAUAAAUUCAAUCAUAAAUAUUGGGUUCA
Molecule: messenger RNA, 1028 nt
Organism: Gadus chalcogrammus (walleye pollock)
Lineage: Eukaryota; Metazoa; Chordata; Actinopteri; Gadiformes; Gadidae
Product: polyubiquitin-like
Exons: 2
Coding region: 77-727 (216 amino acids)
Biological process (GO): protein ubiquitination; modification-dependent protein catabolic process
Cellular component (GO): cytoplasm; nucleus
Molecular function (GO): protein tag activity; ubiquitin protein ligase binding
Source: RefSeq, a predicted model, not a curated record